AUGGCUUCCCAGAAACCGAUCCGAAUAGGCUUCGUGCCUGAGCACUACUUAAUACCUCUACACCUUGCAAAGCCAUACUUCAAAGACCCAGUUGAGUUGAUACCGUUUCCGUCUGGCACGGGACAUAUGAUCACUUCCCUUCGAUCGGACGAGAUAGACCUGGCUAUUGGUUUGACUGAAGGCUGGGUCGCAGGCUUGAUGACAGCAGAAGGUCAGCAGAAGCAAGGAUACAGCAUUGUAGGCUCGUGGGUGCAGAACUCGUUACGUUGGGCUGUGGUUACGGGCCGAAACCGAGACGAUAUCAAUACCAUUGAAGACCUGCGGCAGCACAGACGAGUUGGUGUAAGUAGGAUCGGUAGUGGUAGUCACAUCAUGGCCUUCGUGUUAGCAGAGCAGAAGGGCUGGCUGAAACAAGAUCAUGCAACCAAGUCGGAGGGAUUAGUAUUGAAUCCGCUUGGACCUUUUAAAGACCUGAGAGAUGGUGUGACCGGUCAAGCCGGACAAGCCCCGACUGCAGAUUUCUUCAUGUGGGAGCACUUCACAACGAAGCCAUACUUUGAUGGGAACGAUGCACCUCUAAAGCAUAUCGGCGAGAUCUACACCCCAUGGCCCAGCUGGCAUAUUGCUGCUUCCACCAAGACCUUCCCAGAACCUGGUACAGAACCAAAGUUAUUAAAUCUGUUUGAUUGCUUUGAUCGUGGCAUCCGGGACUUCAAUAAUGAUACAAAGUCGGCCAUCGACAGACUGGUCAAAGGUGAGUUCCACUGUGAAUAUUCAGAGGAAGAUGCAAAUACAUGGUUAAAAUCCGCCCAAUUUUUCGAAAAGACAAGAGGUGUCGAUGCACCGACCAUGGAUGGUGUCAUAAAGACUUUGGAGACUGCUCAGAUCAUUGAGCCUUCGACAGAAGUCAAGGACACCAGUGGAAUUGUUGGUAUACAUCGGGAAGAAGCCUAA
Messenger RNA from Lithohypha guttulata, 954 nucleotides. RefSeq lists its product as uncharacterized. The transcript has a single exon. Bases 1 to 954 code for a protein of 317 amino acids. The record is from RefSeq and is a predicted model, not a curated record. NCBI's taxonomy places the organism in Eukaryota, Fungi, Ascomycota, Eurotiomycetes, Chaetothyriales, Trichomeriaceae.